AGAGGAUAUCAAUUUAUUUGAAUAAAAAUCGAACAUUGGCACAAUAUUGGUAGAAACUCGAAUUCAGGUUUUGGUGUGUUCUUUUUUUAUUGGCUUUAACUGUACCAAAUAAAAGCUAAAUCAGGUCUGCAAAAUUGGGGAAUUGCAUUGGUGAUACGCGCACACACCCCCACACAUCGGCCAGUGUAAGGCCUUACACAAAAAAACUCACAAAAUGAAUCCAUAUCUAUGUAGUUUUUACUAAAAAAAUUGGUAAAUGAAUAAAAAACGAAUUAAAUGUUUGUUCAUUCAGUGCUGGUCUUAUAAUUCUACUAUAUAUGUAAAAUAUAGUUGCUUUAAUAGCAAAAAAUGCUAGAUUUAUUCCACGUGUUAUCUGUAAAUAUAAUAGCCUUUUUUUGUUCUUACUACAUCAAAAGGGAAUGGGGGUCGAUGUAGCUUGUAGCCGUGUGUAUGCAUGAAUGUCUAUGCAUAAUGUCUUCUAAACAUUCUAGGAUUUGUUUCUGUGUUUGAAAAGGUGCGCAUCAUUUGCAGGCCUUUUCAACCACUAGCAUUGUACGGUUCUGUCGCAACUCCUUUACACUAAUUUAAACGGGUCUUUCAAAACAAUGUGCUUUCUUUAAAAAAUUGGAAAUGAACAUUCGGUUACGUAUACAGUUGUCAUUCAUGUGAUCGCACUGUGGUAGCUUUAUGCUAGCUGUCAUCGUUUGUUAUACUGAUGUAUUAUCGUUUCUUCUGUCUUUGUAGAAAAGAUGAUUGGGAACUUCAGCAUGAGCAGGAGAGGCGGGCUUCACACUAAAACCAACACUGACGGAUUACAGUAUUCAGGUUUCAUCUGAUUUCUGCUUGAUUUUUGGAGUAUAUCGGCCAUAUUCUUCGUUAUGGAGGGUCGUGAUUUCUCCGCUCCAGCACACCUCCUUUCAGAGCGGGCCACGAUUGUGCAUCGCGCCGCCUCUCGCAUCUCCUCCGGCGGCCACGGCUCCGUGCAACACACGCCUCAUUUUCCAGCCGGGAAAUAUUAUCCGUCUCACUUACCAAUGGCGGCGCAUUCAGGCAGUGGACUAAUGGGCAAUUCCUCAGCCUCCUUCAUGGGGACGUUCCUGGCCAGCAGUCUAGGCUCCCCUCCCUCGCACCCACCGCACCCCUCCAGACCUCCGUCCUCUCCCUCCUCUCCUUCUUACCGUGGUGGUCCGCACUCUGGCGCCUCUCAGAUCUGGUUCCCCCAUUCACAUGAAGCAGUCCCAGGGUAUCCUCGCUUCUCAGGGAGUCUAGCCCACACCUUUCUUCCAAUAAGCCAUUUGGAUCACCAUGCCAACAGCGGAGUUCUCUAUGGACAGCACCGUUUCUAUGACACACAAAAAGAGAACUUCUAUAUAAGAAGCCUUCCAUCACAGCACUCACUCAUCACAGCUAAUCACAAUAUUCAGCCCAUGUCAAGAGUGGGACCAGGACAACCCCAGGGCUCCUGCAGUAGAGAUAGAGAGACAGGUUCUGGGGUUAGCCUUCAUAAGGGUCUUAAAGACGCGAGCAUAGACCGUGGUGUAGUUUCAGACUCAAAGGAUAAAGACAGACCAACUAAUAAACAGGAUUCUAAAGACCGCCAUCUACACAACCACCACCAGCUACCCCAUCAUCAUCCCCAUCAACCCCAGCUUCAUCCACAACACCCGGUCACUAUGGAGGAGAUGAAUGCGAGGGGACACAAAAGCCUGCCUAUGGAGUACAAGGAUCAUUCACAAAGCAUGGCAAAGCCUCUUAGUGCCUGUCUGCUUAACGGGAAGAUGCAGAAUGGAGACCACGGGACUGGGGCAGAAGGCUCCAUGGCAACAUGGGGGGAAGAUGGCAUAGGAGGAGGUAAUGCAGGGUCCAACAGUGUCCAAAGCAGACAUGUAAGGGGCAGCAGUAAUGGGCGUUGCACAAAAGAGGCAGUAAGUGGAGAGAUGCGAAUCAGUGAGCAGCCUUCUACGGAAUGCCUACAGCGAAGUCAGGCACUGCAGCAUUCUUUGUCCUACUCAAGGCAUCCUCCACUGCCCAUGGGUUCAGCAGCUGGAGGUGGCCAUCCUGGGGGAUACCACUGUCUUCAGCUCCAUCCCAGCCACCCCCAUCACCCACACCACAACCACCACUCACACCAACACUCAGACUUCUUCUGCCCUCCUCCACCAGCCCCUGUGAGAAACCCCUCCUUACAUAAUAAAGGGAUCAAUACUGGUGGAUGUAGAGACCCAAAAGUACCUGGAGCCACAUUUGUUGGGGAGAAAAACGGAGGCUCCUUCCAGCUGGGCUCUGAGUUCCAGGGAGUUGAUGGUGGAGGGAAUAGUGUCAAGGACAAUGCCAUGGAAAAGACGGGAAAUGGGGAACAUCGCGUAAACUGGCCCAGGAAACAGCAGCCACCUCCAACCCAGCAGCAGCAUCCUUACAGAAAAACUGAAAAAGCCCCUGACUGGAUGCACAACCAUCACCAUCAUGUCCAGCAACAACCACAGCAACAAGUCCAUUCCCAACCACACCAAACAGUACGUUCCCGCAGUGCUGACUGCAUCAACAGUAUUGAAACAGACAUCUUUAGACCUACACUGGGUCAAGAGUCGAAACCUGUGCAUCCUUUAACCAACCAAUCCAAUAUCAACCCUCAGCCCUACAGGGACUGUUCUCACUCCGGACCUCCAACUGUUCCCUCACCUCUUGCAGGAAAGAACAUGGCCCACCAUGGAAGUGGAGGACAUGGAAGUUGCUCCAUGCAGCGAGAUGGACAAAAGGUUGCUCGUAUUCGCCACCAACAACACAGCAGGGCUGGCCCAGAUACUACUGGCACAGACCUAACUCAGGCUAAUGGGAACCAGGAGAUAAAAAGGAAGAUGGAAAUGUCUCCUUAUGGCUACAACAACAAUCCACAGCAUCUCCCACAUCAACAGUCUGCAGUUCCACCAUGGGCCAUGCAACCUCAUCAUAUCCAUUCUGAAGAGGACCAGCGUAAAGCUUACAUGGAAUCUAACAGUGCUGCUAACAACAGGCCCCCGACACAACAGCAUCACCAGACGACAGGAAUGGGUCCCCUUCCUCCUCCCCAUCAACCAGCCCCUUCUCAAAACCAGCAGGAGGUCACAAGUUUGCAAGUUGAAAACAGUGCCAUGAAGAACCUUCUGAAGUACAGCAACCAGCAAACUCUCAUGUCCCAGAAGAGCCCAUUUGGGGGGCUUGGUAGCCUCAAAACGGGGCCAAAUGGUACCAGCUGCUCUAUUCAGGGAGGCAAGCAAACUCUACCCUCUAGGAAAGGCCAAAGCCACGAGAAUGAUCGAGCAGACUGUGGUGGACGGGGGAGAGAGGUAGGAGAGUCUUCACAUAUAGAGGGGGAGGUGCGUCAGCCUCCUGUAGGGAUUGCAGUUGCUGUGGCAAGACAGAGAGACCCACCCUGCCAAGCAUCAGGCAGCCAUCCCAACAGCCAACAAGGGCGGGCUCACUCCACCAUGAAAGGCACUCCACGCUCCAUGUACCCAGCAGAUUCAACAGCUGAUGAGAGAAAAAGAGCAAGUGUAGAACACAUGGGCCAUCGGUGCCCAGACAGAGAUCGAGACACAUAUAUCAGGGAUAACAAGGAAAGGGUGGAAUUUGCACACAUUCAUCCAUCAAACAGUUGCCAUGGUGACCUCUCCUCUCAUAUCAUGGUCCCAGGUGGCACUUCAAUGCAGCCGAGCCAAUUAGGGGACACGACUGCUCAUCCUCACUCUGCUCACCACCAUUGGAUUCCACGGACAGGAAGUCCCUCCCUCUGGAUGACAGGUCACUCUUACAGCCUUGGCCACACAGCUCUGCAUCAAAAUCUCCCCCCUGGGUUUUCUGCAGCUAUGCCUGCCCAACUACAGCCAGUGCUGCCGCUAACCCAGGAUCCCUCUGCCCAGCUGGUGGUGCUACCCAGUGAACCUGCCACACACCCACCUACCCACCUUGAUGUCAUGGAGCAGUCUAGUCUGUGGCCUCCAGUAUACAGGGCCAGAGGGGCCCACUCCCAUAUGCAGCAUCCUGCUGUGUAUCCUCGCUCGCAGUUUCUACAACAACAGGAGCUUUUUGCUCUUCAGCAACACCAGCAGAUGCAGCAUCAGCAACAGUCACAUCAACCACCAAUCGCAUCACAUAGGGCAAACAAUGUGGAGCUACAGCACAGAACUGGUCAUAGUCAGGUGCAGAAGAAACCAGAAGAACACAGUAUGGAGCUAGAAGACAUUCUGUCUGACCCAAGGACCCCCAAAUCUGCCAGGUGCUAUGGUUAUAGCUCAUCCAACAGGUCCUCCUCACCUCCCCGGGGUUCCACUGCCCACUUGUCACCAUGCUGCCAGUCUCCUUGUAUCCGGCCUUACCCUAAAAGCACACCAUCUACCCCCUGCUCUGCACCAAGUCCGGUAGCUGCUACACCCCGCUCUCCUGCCAUCAGCCCUUCCCCAUCCCUGCUUCCCACAGUUACAGAGUCCCAGGGCAAGAGGAUCGAAGGGCAGCCACCACAAGACUACCCUCAGUCCAUGGAGCCUGAGCUGCCUCCUGGAUACACCUAUCUGGAAAUUGGCAUGGGCUACAGGAAUGGGGCCACCAGUCAAGACGUACAAUUGGCAGAGCCUGCUGAUCUGGAGGCUGUUCAAAUCGAACCUGUUGAGCAUGCCCCUCGAGCUCUCUCUGGCUUAGGAGAAGGCCUGGAAUGUCAUGCAGUGGUGACGCUUCAAGAGCCACAAGAUUCAACAGUGGAAAAAGACACUAGUCUUAAUGAGAAUGGACCCGAAUUUGCACAUGGGGGAGAUGUGAAAGGACUCAUGGUUAUGGGUUGCAGUGAACCUUUGGAAGCCAAACAGAAUGAGGAACAGGCCGAACUGCACAUUUGCACAACUGUUGAAGCUUCGAUCUGUGAAGUAGAAGAAGGACUAAUCCUUUCAUCUGAAGAGAAAAUCCAGCCAAAUGAUUUUACUGUUACCUUUGAGGAAGACGUGGAUAAAGACGUACCUACCAAAGUCAGGAAAAAUACUGAGACACUAGAGGAUCAGGGAGCGCCAUUAGUGGAAAAACAUUGUGUUUCAGAUUGUACACCCAACCAGUUGCCAGACACCAACAACCGAUCAGACAUUGCAAUAACAGGAGAUGAAAAACAACAGAACAGCUGUGUGAAGGUUGCGUCUCCAGCUGAAUUGCCGGAGACCUGCUCCCAGAGCCUUGUCUCAAGUUACUGGAGUUUAGAGCUCCUGAUUGCUGCAGCCUUCUGUGGAGAUUGUCCCCCUACAUCUCCACCCUCCUCUUUCUCGUACCAUAAAUGCAAUGCCCCACUCAACUCCUCCUGUCAUGGCAUGGAAUUGCUUAGCGAGCUAGCUGAUCUUGAGCUGCAACAGUACAAACAAAGCUGUGGUAAAACUCAAGGAGAGGAGGAAUGGAUUUUUGAUCUACACAGUCUUGCUACUUUGGCAACAGCUCGUGCCCUUGAAUUAAGCUCAGUGGAGAACAGCACUGCAGAUGUCGAGAAGCAAUACCCUGCCCGAAGAACUCUCAAUUUGCGCAGAAAAUGCAGCUGGACACCUCGGCAUGAGCCGGUGUGUCCAGUGAAAGGUGCUAUGGACAGUAUGGAUGGGCAAGAGUUGGCAAUGCGGAUGAGGCUAGCAGAGCUGCAACAGCAAUACAAAGAGAAACAGAAGGAACUGGCCAAACUCCAGCGGAAGCAUGAUCACCAAAAAGAGGAGAAUCCUCGUAGUCCUGCCCGCCGAGGCCCUGGCAGACCACGCAAACGAAAAUCAGCUCCUGGCCUCGGCUCUGGGAUCCUCACAGAACCUCAGAGAAAAGUCAAAUUGGUAGGAACGGCAUCAAGUCCACUGGCAGAGGAACAUCGGGGCUGCGGAGAUCCUCAGAAGAAGAAGAAAAGAUUGUCCAGUCGAGGGUUCAGCCGUCUGAGUUCCACACAGAUGAAGUCACAGUGUUGCCGGAAGAACAGUCUCCAUGAUCAACACAUAACACAAUUCAAGCAGAAGGUCCCAGGUGGACAACCAUUAUCUGGAGCUAUGUCACAAGACAGAGUGUCUUCCUCGUUGUCUAAGAACCUGUACUCCAUCCAGUGUCCCUCCAAACCGGACUCCAGACAACCCAGCACAGCCAAUGAAUCUGAGGGCUUGAGUGAUACAGGCACAAGUGGGGACAGUGGGCCACAGGAGGGGUGGAAGAGGCAAAAACCAGCGGCGAUUAAAAGGGGACGGAAGAAAAGUGCUGGAACCGCAGCUUGUGUGCAGCAUUCAGGGGGCAGGACCCCCCAGGGUAGAAGACAGGAGGUGGAUGAGGACAGGGAGACGUCCCCCCCAGAGAGCGAGUCCUCUGAGCAUGAGGAAGAUGAAGAGGAGGCCAGUUAUGGCAGUGAGGAAGGCCAAGACAUCAAAGCUCCAGCGUUCAGGAACCUGUCAUUCAGCUCAGCUAUUACAGGUCCCUCCCCUUUCUCUGUCGUCAAACUGGAAGCCAAUCAUAAGGCAAAGAUUAAGAGGGAACGACAGGAGCUUUACGGGUCUCAGAUUCACUCUCUAACAGAAGGGGACGUGAAGGUAAAGCGACGGGGACCCUGUAGAUCUGUCCCCAUCACUGUGUCCAAACCGCUAGGGGUCAGAAGACGGCCCGGCAGGCCCAGAUUGCAGGACAAGCGCUGGCCUGGGAUCUCAGCUCAUUACAGAAAGAAUAUGCCAUUUCCUGGCAGCAGCAGCGAGAGGCUAAAGAGAGCCACACGGAGGAGCCCCAUGCUGAGAGCCACGAGGAGAAGUUACUGGUCAACCAGGAGUCAGUCUCCAGACACUGAUGAUAACAGCAGUACUAGGAGAACCAGACUCAGAGAGUCUAAAGGUCGAGCGGUCAGCCGUUUGUUAGAAAGCUUUGCGGCAGAUGAGGGUUUUCGUCUGGGUGAGGACAGCAGCUUCUCAGAUGAGGAUGAGGAAAGGAAGGUUUCAUCUAACAGCAGAACUCCUUCAGCUCCGCCAAACUGUGUGCUUACCAGAGAGAUGCUGACCGAUGGACUCAAAGUUCUCAUCACUAAAGAUGAUGAACUUCUGUAUGCUGCUCGUGUACGAGCUACUGAGUCACCGGAUGUCUACAGUAUUGUUAUCGACGGGGAGAGAGGAAACCGGCCCAGAAUUUACUCCCUGGAGCAGCUCCUGCAGGAAGCCGUAUUGGACGUACGCCCUGACCAUGAGGCUGUGCUAACAGAGGGGACAAGAGUGUGUGCUUACUGGAGCGAACGUUCACGAUGCCUUUACCCGGGAUUUGUGCGAAGGGGUGGUACUGCUUAUGACGGUAAACCUGGCAGUGUGAUGGUGGAGUUUGAUGACGGUGACAGAGGGUGGAUAUCUUCCUCUCAUAUCCGCUACCUUCCACCCCGUUACCAGAUUGAAUAUGCUGAGUCUGGGACUGCACAGGUCUAUGAUGAACAGUUUGGCAAAGGCAACUCCAAAGAAAAUGAAUUAAUGAGUGAGAAGACAACAAGAACAGACACACCCAAAGCUCAGGCAAAGCCAGUUCGAGGACCAGGGAGGCCUAAAGGCUCAGGGCUAAAGAAGUCUAUUUUAAACAGUGUGGUCAAGAGUUCAGCAUCUGCUUUGCCCUGGCCAUCAGUGUCUGCACCCAGGAAAAGAACACCGGUGAACUUUUUCCAGCUCGGUGGCUCAGUCUCCAAGAAAGCAAUGAAAGACAGGGUGGCUGAAACGUCUCUCCGGCCUUCUGGCUCCACACCGACUCCAGCCAAAGGUCUCUUUGGCAGCAGCUCCUUUGAGGUGGACUCAUUUAGCAGCAUAGCCAACGGAUACUCAUCCUUCGGCAACCAGAUGACCAGGAUGUCACUGGAAGGAAAGAACACUAAUUAUGGCCAAAAGAAGCGGAUUGAGCCAGGACCUCCUCGGGGCAAAAAAGCUGAAUUUCUUAUCAAAUUAGACCAUGAAGGUGUAACAUCUCCAAAAACAAAGAACAGCAAGGCUCUACUGUUGCUGGGAGCUUCAGGUUUUAGCUCCAAUGGUGUGAGUGGACUGCCCAGGAAAGAGGCUUAUUCACACCCAGUCCUGCUGGUCAAAGACAACAGGAAAGGAGACCGAGCAGAGCUCUUGUUGAAAGCGAGACCGGUCCAGAGGAAGCCAUCGCCAUCCUUGCGCGUAAAUGAAUAUGGAGACCCGAACCUCAGCUGCCAUAGAGACUGCCACAGCUCUUACUCAGACAUGGAUGAAGAAGAGGAAGAGGAGCAGAGAAGGAGUGGCAGCGUAGCACUCGCUCCACCGAUGGGAGGUCUAACAACUGGCAGUUUUCUGUCGCGUAUGUCAGUGUCCUCGUCUUCCUCAGGUUCCUCAAGCUCGUCCAGCUCAGGUUCCCUUUCCAGUUCCAGUCUGUGUUCUUCCGACAAUGACUCGUCAUACAGCUCAGAGGAUGAGGAAAGCUCCACACUGCUAUUACAGAGCUGCUUGACUCCACAUCACUCUCUGCUCCAGACCCCCGAACCUCCUGCAGGACACCCACGACACUCAUUUGUGGCCAGAGCUGUGGCUGUGUCCAGUGUCAAAAGUGGGCAUUCCAACCACAGUGCUAGCAGCAAGCCACUGAAAAGGAAAGAGUGUCCAAGCUCGGUCUCCAAACCCUCUAAGGAUGUGGUUAAGAAGCCACGGCUUCAGGCAGAGCAGACCAAGUCCAGGUUGUCACCAGUCCUGCCAUCUAGACCGCUGUGGAGAUGGUCUGGAAACCCCACACAGCGGCGUGGACUAAAGGGGAAGGCCCGGAAGCUUUUCUACAAGGCUAUAGUGCGUGGCAAGGACGUGGUACGGGUAGGAGACUGUGCUGUGUUCCUUUCAGCCGGGAAAACUCAUCUGCCAUUAAUUGGCCACAUUGAAAGCUUAUGGGAAUCGUGGCAGAGCAACAUGGUUGUGAAGGUCAAGUGGUUCUACCAUCCAGAAGAGACCAAGUUGGCCAAGAGACAUCGAGAGGGCAAACAUGCCUUGUACCAAUCGUGCCAUGAGGACGAGAACGACGUCCAGACAAUCUCUCAUAAAUGCCAGGUGGUCACCCGUGAGGAAUACGAGCAUUUGACCCAAAACAGGAAGGCAGAUGGAAACUAUCAUGACCUGUACUACCUGGCUGGCACUUAUGACCCCAGCAGCGGUCAGCUGCUUACUGCAGACAGGAUGUCCAUACUUUGUUAGCACUGGACUUGCGUGUCUGUGUAUACUACUGAGUUGUCCGUGGUCCAGCAUCAUAGAUUGCAUCUCAUGUUGCGUUGCACAUAAGAAGCUCUGACAGAAAACCAGGAUGUAGACUACCAUCACUCUGGGGAGAUACCUGCACACGAUACCUUACCGGUAGAUGCAGUUUGUCCAUGAUCCUAUAUCUCUUCUGAGGUUACCUAACAUACAUACUGUGGAUGUAAACUCCAUUGAAGCAUCUCAAAUCAGAUCACCGACGCAAAAUGUUUAGUUUGGAGAACAUGGCACUUGAGCCGUGUUGUAGGCAGAGGCUCUGUGGGCUGUUCCCUUCACGCCGCUUUGUAUGAUUCCAGGGAUAUUUAAGUACUUAUAGAUCGAAAGAUAUAUUGAGUUCAUUUAUGUGUAUAUAGGGAUUUAUUUCCUAUCAAGCCAUACACUUCAGUACCUCUCGACAUGAUUUAUUCAGGUGUUCGUUGUACAGGUCGCUUGUGAGCGUGUCUUUUUCUCAUUGUUGUCUAUAUGUACAUAUAAAGCUAUUUUAUAUUAGUGUCUUGUACAGAGCAUAUCUUAUCAUGUUUUUAUUUUUGUAUACGUGGAUGAUAUACGGUAGUUGUUGUUGAUUUUUCUGUGAGAGGUUGAACUGAAGAUAUUUGCUUUGCACUGCACAUGGCCUGCUGAGACAGUGAGUGGAGACGUGCUCAAUUCUCUUAGGUUACACGGGCACAUUCUUCUAUCGGCUGCACUUUGGGCAUUUGUUCCUCUUAUGUCUUACUCUUUUUCUAGGUUGCCAUGUUUUCAGUCUCACUUAACUACAAAGAACCUUGUAGCAACACCUUAAAAUGGUCCCACGGGCUUUGUUAUCAAUGCCUGAAUUAAGUCAGUGUUUGUCUAUGAAUAGAAAAAGAAUAUCUCAUGUAGAAAUGUCUUGGUCACCCCAAUAUUAAAAGCAAAAAUAAGAAAUAUUGCAGGCAAUUGAAGCUGGCUUUUAGGACGAUUUGGAGCAUUUUCCUCAAAUUCACAUUAAUAUGAACAAUUGUGAAUCACAUUACUGUAAUAUGCUAAUGAAAAUCAUUGACACAAUUAUUUAAACAUCCUUUAUUUGCAGGGAUUUGUGCUUAAUUGUCAUGAAAGUCCUCAAUUGUCAUAAAAAUUGGGUUCAUUUCAAAAAUGCUGGUAGGGAUAUCAGUGCAACUAUUUAAAGUCCAACAUGUGUUAUUACUGUACCCGAUGCAUUUUUUGUCAAAUGCAUCCUGCACUGUAUUUACAUAUUGCUUUGCUUGAUAUUUUGACCAGUUGACAUUUCUAGGCACCCUCGAAGAGUGUUAUUUCUGUUAAGCGUAACUGAGAUCUGAAGGUCUUACAGUGUCGUCCUAGGGUCAGGCCACUAAAAUACAAGAACUUGCUGGAGAUCUUAGAGUAGUUGACAUACAGUCAGACUCAUUUCUCACUGUAAGGGACAAUCGCAUUCAUGCAUGAAGGAGCAUCCACUUUUUAAAAGCUCAUACAAUCACAGCAUUUCUUAUUUUGUGCCAAAUAUGGUCUGUGUUCAUUUCUUAUUAUGCAAUCUUCACUGUAUUAUAAGUCUUUUUGUUUGUCGUAUGGUUUUAUUUUGUGUUUUUUAAGUGUUUAUUUAUUGUCAGUGUUACUGUUUUACCACAAAUCCAACUGGUCAGGACUGAAAUGUUUUUGAUGGGACAUAUUUCACCCAAAAUGAAGCCGCAUGUGGCUCCAAGCUACAGUCUUUACCUCUGCCCCCCACGAAAUGCUCUGACCCUGCAGGGAAGUGAUGUCAUUCACUGACCCAUCCAUUUCCUGCACCUUUCCUACUAUCCCUUCAGAUUGCCACAUUUGGCUUGUGUUUUGCUCUUCUGGCUAUGUUCGGAAAAGCCAACUACAUUUGCCAUAAUGUGCAGUUACUAUAAUUUCCAGCAAUGCAGUGUUUUCUACUUGAAUGAACUAGAGGGAAGAUUAGCAUAGAUUUUCAGACAUUAUUACACAAAUUGGAGUGAAAAAACUGUUUCUAUAUAUCACCAAUGACAUUGUAAAAUAAGUCUGUCAUUGCAUAAUAUCAGCUUUUACUGAACUACUAUUUAAAACAGUAUAUACUGUGCAGUAUUUAUUAAGUAGCCAGCUAGAAUUUAGCAUUCCAUUCUGAACAUAGCCUGUGUUUAUGCCAUGUGACCCACUAACAUUUUGACAUCAGACUACAGUGUGAUUGAUGUCUCUAUAAGGAUCUGAUUUGGUUUAGUUAUUUAUAAAACACCUCAUGUAACCAGAGGAAAGAAUAUAUGAAAUUGUGUUGGUUGUUGUGUGUGCGCGUGUGUUGGUAUGUGUGCCUUUUUGUACUUUGCCUUUAUGUUUCACUGUUUUGACACAAGAGGCACCGGAUAGGGUCAUGAAUGUACUUAGCAUAUGUUAAGCAUCCAUUUAAUCUGAGGGCCCCACACAAGAGUUGCUAUUGGUUCCAAUCUCGUUUUUUAAUAGGUAGAGAAAUGCGAUCAGAUCCCACAUUAGAACCGGUCACAUGCCCAUGGCAAAGGUGCAAUACUACUUUGAACAGCACUUGGCGUUUUUAAGCUUUUUGCAAAGGCUGAUGGGUAACAGGAAGUGAAAAGGAGGACGCGGGAUCGUCUGUCCUAUUAAUCAGCUUUCUUUAGAUGUUGGCUUUGCUUUUUAUGCGAAAAAGCCGCAAGAUAUGUAUUUAAAAAUUGCGCUCGUCCAAGAAUCUUUCAGAUGUUCUAACGUUGCUAAUGAAAAAUGAUGAAUAUCUUUUUAUGUUUAUUAUGUUUAAUUGAUUCCUUUCUUUCAUUUUUCUUUGCUUUAAAAUGUUGUAAAGAUUGUAAAUCUGUAAACUAAGAUUAGGUUUUGGGGUAAACAUUUUUGCAAAAAAAUCAAGUAUCAACUGUAAACGUGGUUUAGUAUUACAAUUUUUUAUAGAGGACUUACGAAUAAACAUCACACUUAAAAGUAA
Molecule: messenger RNA, 12144 nt
Organism: Triplophysa dalaica
Lineage: Eukaryota; Metazoa; Chordata; Actinopteri; Cypriniformes; Nemacheilidae
Product: BAH and coiled-coil domain-containing protein 1
Exons: 28
Coding region: 879-9173 (2764 amino acids)
Molecular function (GO): chromatin binding
Source: RefSeq, a predicted model, not a curated record